Funneliformis mosseae is the source of this 1351-nucleotide messenger RNA. NCBI's taxonomy places the organism in Eukaryota, Fungi, Glomeromycota, Glomeromycetes, Glomerales, Glomeraceae. The record is from the annotation of a GenBank genome assembly.
UCAGGAAGUAAGAGUGAUUGAAUAUAGGAAAGCAUCGAACUGUUGUAAUGGACUUCCGUCAGAAUCAAAAUGUGAUAUAAUAGCGAAUGAUGUUGAUCCAUGUGAUUAUAGUUCUAGCUGUAUUUAUGAUAAAACAUCUGGUAGCGCAAAGUGCUUCAACGAAGAUCGAAAGGGAGGCAUUUGGAUCGGUAUUGUAAUAUGUUUAUUGGGAGGUGUAGCCGCAAAUAUCGGAUUGAAUGUUCAAAAAUAUGCUUUUACUAAGUACCAAGAUGAAUUGAACAAAAAAUCAGGUGUAGAUGAUGAUGUUAAUUCUAUAAAUAAUUUGGAACGUUCUAGCCUUUAUAGAAAGUUGGAACGUUUUAUGUUCUGGAAACAAAUCAUUGUAUCACCGCUCUGGGUCCUUGGGCUGGGUAUCUACAUUUUCGGAAGCUUGCUAGGUUUUGUCGCACUCAAAUUCGCUCCACAAUCGCUCGUCGCCCCACUAGGUGUUGUAUCUUUAGUUGUCAAUCUGAUAAUCGCUCCGAUACUUCAUCAUCAAAAAUUAACAAUCUGGGACAUUGUUGGUGUCGUAAUCAUCAUAUGCGGUAGUAUCGUGAUCACAGUAUUCUCUGGAAUUGUUAUACAAGAUUAUAAAUUAUGCGCUCUUAUUGGAUUAUUUCAUCGAAUCCAAACAAUCGUUUAUCUUUCUACGAUUGCUGCUUUUAUCUGUGCUUUAUUUACUUUUAUACGCGUCAUUGAAAGGAAUGCAGCUCGAGAGGAUGAAAUUGCGCUUGCCCAAGAAGCUGCCAAUAUUAUUGCUAUCGGACAUGAAAACAGUACCCCCGAAUCAACUAAUGUAAACGAAUCAUCGCUGAUCGAAGGGGAAAAUGGAUCAUCAGCCGUUGUAACGGAACAAGUUAAUGACUCGAUGGACAAAGUCACGCAUACGUUGUUUAACAAGAAGGAUAUUACCGAUAAAGUGGUGCUUGACGUUAGUAACGCAAAACAUAUACCUCCAACUCGGAAUUCAAUUUCUUCAAUGCGUACAACCGGAUCUGCCGUUAGAAAACGAAAUCUUAAAGAAAAGGUUCUUUUGCCACUGGCUUAUGCAAUAUUGGCAUCCAGUUUGGCUACAAUCACCACCCUGUUUGCAAAGUCCCUUGUUAAUUUAUUGACAAUAUCAUUUGUACAAAAAGAUAAUCAAUUUAAAGAUUUAUUAUCAUGGAUGAUACUCUUGAUCACUGUUUCAACAGCGAUUGGUCAAGUCUAUUGGAUAAAUAUGGGAUUAAAAAAGUAUGAUGCAUUAUUGCAGAUAAAUAUGUGGGAUUUAUUGUUGGAAUAUGCCUUAUAUUCUUUGGUGUAUCAUUAUUAA